This is a messenger RNA of Talaromyces rugulosus, 2760 nucleotides long. RefSeq lists its product as uncharacterized. The coding region runs from base 1 to 2760 and encodes 919 amino acids. The record is from RefSeq and is a predicted model, not a curated record. NCBI's taxonomy places the organism in Eukaryota, Fungi, Ascomycota, Eurotiomycetes, Eurotiales, Trichocomaceae. Gene Ontology annotation, cellular component: NuA4 histone acetyltransferase complex. The transcript has a single exon. Gene Ontology annotation, molecular function: protein binding.
AUGCCACCGCUGUCGGCCUACACACCAUUUGAAUCGCUUCUCUUCUUCCAAUGCCUCGCGUCGCUCGCUUCCAGGCCUGCCAGUUUUGCGGAUAUAUCGGAUACGCUGCGGAAGAAUCGCUUUGUCAAGGAAAAUGACGCUUUUGAUGGGGACCGGUUGAGCCCCGAGGCGCUGGAGGAGCUGUAUACCACGCUUUUGCAGGAAGGGGUUGACAGCAGUAUCACCGCCACCACCACCACCGAUUCAGCCAAUGCGAAUUUGAAGAAGCGCAAGAUUAAUAAUAAUAAUAAUAAUGCAGCUCAAUCGCAUACAGUUGUCGUGCCCGCGCUGGUAUCCCAGCUCUAUGCGAGGUACAAGGAUCGAGUGACAAAGGAGAUUCGAGACGAGGAGCAAAAAUACAGAGAAAUUCGCGACGAGAUUGAUAGGCUUCAGAAAGACCAAUUAGACAAACCUGUGGAACCUGCUGUCCAAAAUGUCGUCACGACCGACCUGUUACCGGACUCGGCCAAAGCCCUACCUGUGCCUUCUACGAGCGACCGGAUGGAUAUCGACACCAAUGAUCUUGCAGAGGAAGAGAAAACGAAUGUCAUUCCUCCAAACGUGAAUAAUGUUCAAGGUGUUAAGGAAAUACGACGACAGCAGGAGGCAGCUCCGAUAACAUCACAUCAAACUCCCAAGCCAGCCUUACCACUAGUUCCACCGAGCAAGCCACAAGAAGAGGGCCCUCUACCAAAACUAGACACAGUCAAGCAACAGGGGCCUCCUCCAGCACCAGCUCCACCAGUCAUUGCACCGGCACGGGCGCUUCAGCCGCAGCCUCCCACUCCAAUUCCUGGGAAACAGCCGGUUUCGGUUCCAGCUGCUACUCCUAAGCCAGCACCCAAAGCGACACCACCAAUUGCAAGGGAACAGCCUCUAGCGCCACAACCAGCGCAAAUUUCGCCUGCACCACCGAAGAUUGAAGUCAAAGUUCCGGCACCUAAUCAACUGAGUCGACCGCCAUCUCAUACCCCUUCGCGCACUGGGCCUUCCCCGAGCCGCAAUCAGCCGGCGCUUCCUCCAGGCUCAACUAUUGUUUUCCAAGCACAACAGGCGCCGAGCUUACCGGCCACGCCUCCGGUUCAACGUCAUAUUCCUCAAGUGAGCGAAAACGUAGCGCGUCAAGGUGUGCCUAUUCCAACUGGUACCCCAAUUGCUCCGCAUAUCCCACCGGGGCAACAUGCCUUUCAGCAAUGGUCACCUCAUCCCCCUCCGCCUCACUCUGCUGCCUCGGUUCGUACACCUGGCAUUCUGCCGGCGGCACAAAGACCGAUCAUGCCUCAGCAAGCACACCAUGCACAACUGGAGUUUUCCAAUACAGUUCCUGCGUCUGUCCAUGGCCCACUUCCUGUUACGCCAGGUGCGCAGGCCCCUUUUGCACCGAUGAGUGCUCCACAAACACCCCUUCCUGGAACUCCAACUUUCCGCCCAGGCAUGAAGCCAAGGAUGUCUCGCGCAUCUAUAGAUACUGCCGGGUCUCUCACGCCUUGGAAGCGUACUCCAAGCUUGAGCAUCAGCAUUCCGGAUACUCCAGGGUCACCCCCACGCCCUCAGCCUGGAGAUGUUAGCCCCAUCAGCGACAGAGAGCCGUCGCCUAUCGAAUUUCCCGAGCCUGCUGUCAAAGAAGGUGUGGUGCAGAGGAAGCCUAGUCAAUCCGAAUCCGAGAAGCCACGCCGCGGUAGAAAACGAAGUGUUCAGCCUCCGAGUCUAGAGAAAGCAGAACCAAAGAGCGACAGAGCGACGCCAGCGAGGAGAGGGAAAAGAGGUGACAGCAUUACAUCGACAAGGGGCAGAGCAAUAUCAGCAGCUUCUCGUGAAGAUGAAGAAAGUCUUGAUUCGGCAGCUGCACAAAGGAAAAUCAAAGACGAAGCCCCGGCUACUCCGGCUGGUAUCUCGGAAGACACCGAAGCAGAGAUGAGACCGGUAACUCGACGAAAGUCAACCGUAACGGUGGGGCCGAGCGAGGACAUGCAAGUAAAGGGAAGACCAAAGCGUAAACGUGGUGCAAGUGAAGUCUUGGAUAUCGAAAGAGAUCAACCUACACCGGGUCGUCCUUCAACAUCACAACUCAUAUAUUGCACUCGCAAUUUCCCACGAACGGGUGCCCCUUUGAUGAACGAUGUUUCCGCGCACAAGCAUGCUUCCAUCUUCGGCAAACCGUUGACCGAGAGAGAGGCACCAGGGUACAAGGACUUGAUUUACCGACCUCAAGAUUUGAAAACCAUCAGGUCGGCCCUUAACCAGGGAAACCGUGCGGUGGCUGCUGCUACAGAAUCGUUCAGUACUCCGGUUGAUGGGGAGUCGCCCAAUCCCGCUGCCACCGGCACUCCUUCGAAAAACGCUGCUUGGCUUCCCAAGACAGCCGAGUUGAUUCCACCCAAGGCAAUUGUAAAUUCGUCCCAGUUGGAGAAGGAGCUUAUACGCAUGUUUGCCAACGCUGUAAUGUUCAACCCAGCCCCCGAACGCGAGCGUGGCUUUGGUCCGUCGUUUCCUUUAGGAACAGCCAACGAAUCCCGAUCAAGUUCGCAACCUUGGCAACUCGAUGAAGGGGGAAUCUUUCGUGACACCCGCGAGAUGUGUGAUGAUGUCGAAAAAGCGGUCACAAAAUGGCGAGCGGCGGAACGCACCACGGCAGAUGACCUCAGUAACAAGAACUUGUUCACGCUUCGAGGCAACAGUGGCGAAAAUGCGGAGAACACGGACAGUGAUAUGAAGGGGUGA